This is a messenger RNA of Cannabis sativa, 1570 nucleotides long. Its product is annotated as peroxidase 27. The transcript has 4 exons. Gene Ontology annotation, molecular function: heme binding; peroxidase activity. Gene Ontology annotation, cellular component: plasmodesma; plant-type cell wall. NCBI's taxonomy places the organism in Eukaryota, Viridiplantae, Streptophyta, Magnoliopsida, Rosales, Cannabaceae. The record is from RefSeq and is a predicted model, not a curated record. The coding region runs from base 49 to 1032 and encodes 327 amino acids. Gene Ontology annotation, biological process: response to oxidative stress; hydrogen peroxide catabolic process.
AUUUGUGAAUAAACAAAGCAUAACAUUACAUAUUUGCUAUAACAAACAAUGGAGACUGCCAAGCUAUCCUUACUUGUCUUUCUUCAACUUCUGCUUGUUGCCUCUAUCUUUGAAAGGGCCACUGCACAAGGCUUGAAAAUUGGCUUCUACCAGCAUACUUGCCCAACAGCAGAAAAUGUCAUCAAGAAGACAACAUCUAAGUACAUCUCUCGAUUUCCAACUCUUGCUGCAGCUCUCUUGAGGAUGCAUUUUCAUGAUUGUUUUGUCAGGGGAUGUGAUGGUUCUGUUCUAUUGAACUCAACAAGUAACAACCAAGCAGAGAAAGCAGCCAUUCCCAAUUUGAGCCUAACAGGGUUCAAUAUCAUUGAUUUUGCAAAAUCAGAAGUGGAGAAGAUAUGCCCUGGUGUUGUAUCAUGUGCUGAUAUCUUGACUUUGGUAGCAAGAGAUGCUGUAUCCAUGAUCAAUGGACCAUAUUGGAAUGUUCCAACAGGCCGAAGAGACGGAAAAGUGUCAGUAGCCUUGGAGGCUUUAACCAACUUACCUCCUCCUUUUGCUAACAUAACAACUCUUAAAGCCAUGUUUGCCGUAAAGGGUUUAAAUGCCAAAGACUUGGUUGUUUUGUCAGGAGGACACACCAUUGGAAGGGCUGCAUGUGCUGCCUUCAACAAUCGGUUGUACAAUUUCACUGGAAGAGGAGAUGCAGACCCCUCAUUGGAUCCUAACUAUGCUGCAAACUUAAGGAAAAAAUGUGGGCCAACUGAUUUUAGCACAACAGUGGAAAUGGACCCUGGCAGCUACAAAACAUUCGAUGAAGAUUACUACACUCUUGUAGACAAAAGAAGGGGCUUAUUUCAAUCUGAUUCAGCUCUCCUUAAUGAUCCUAAGACUAAGGCCUAUGUCAAAUUACAGGCAACCACACAAGGCUCUACUUUUGCUAAGGAUUUUGCUGAAUCUAUGGUAAAGAUGGGCAACAUUGGAGUUCUUACUGGAAAUGCUGGUCAAAUUAGGAAGCAUUGUGCUUUUGUUAAUUGAUUGAUGUAUCAUGUGUCAACAAUUUUUUAAUUUAAUAAGCAAGUUUAUAUGAGUGAAAUAUUUUGGAAUAUUUGAUGUUUCAAAGUAUAAUUGCUGCAACAAUGGGUGGCAAGAUGUAAAAAGUAAGAAUAACAUAUGGUUAAGAAUAAGUAAAUCUUGUAUGAUUUAAUGUAAACAAGUCAUGAAUGAUUUAAUGUAAACGGAAGAAAGAUUUUGUGAACCAUAAAAAAAAAUGAGUGGAUGUAAUAUCUUGAAUGCGAAUAUGUAUUUCUUUACUCAUUACAUAUAUUUGCAAGUGAAUUAGAAUCAUUGGGAUUUUAUUUUGCAUUUUCUUUAUCAAAAUUUGAUGUGAAAUGAAUAAAAAAAAAAAAGGAAAAACGAGGUUCCCAUUUUUUUUAAAGCAAAUAUAAAACUUUUAUUAAUUUGUUAAAUCAGCCAAAAGAUAAGAUUAUACCUCAACAAAAAUAUCACCUAUGUUGAACACUUGAUUUGGAAAAGAAUAAGAUGCUCCAACAAGACAAUAAAAAACUAUAUUAGC